This is a messenger RNA of Dermacentor silvarum, 1028 nucleotides long. RefSeq names its product alpha-crystallin A chain. Gene Ontology annotation, molecular function: protein folding chaperone. The record is from RefSeq and is a predicted model, not a curated record. Gene Ontology annotation, biological process: protein refolding; response to heat. The coding region runs from base 297 to 854 and encodes 185 amino acids. NCBI's taxonomy places the organism in Eukaryota, Metazoa, Arthropoda, Arachnida, Ixodida, Ixodidae. The transcript has 3 exons.
GAGAAGGGUUCGGGCCCGGGCCAAGUUCGGCGAACGACGCGAUUUUGGCGUCGGCGCGCGCGUCGUCUGCGGCCACGGUCCCCGCCCCAUCAUCGAAGGCUCAUCGGCAGUGCUGCAGCGCGUGCGGAGGAUAUUGCCACGGUGUGAGCAGCAAGCCGCGUCCACAAAACGCAUCGUGAGUUGAGCUGUCUUUCCUUAUCAUCUGUACUGGUCGUCAAUGCGGUAGCCGUGUGCGAAGAAUUGCGCGGGCGCACGAGGCGAAGCCUAAACUACACGUGCAGCGCUAGUAGACAGGCAUGGCGCGCAGCUUGGUUCCCUCGACAUGGUUCCCCGGCCGCGACUGGUGGUCGGACUCGUGGGAUGUGCCCAGCAGCCGGCUGUUCGACCAGCACUUCGGUGCCCAGCUGCUGGACGACGACCUGCGGGCGCUGAGGCCCGCGCGGAUCGGCAUGCGGGCGCCAUUCCGGAGACAGCUGUCCAGGGGCGCAGGAGGCGGUGGAGUGUCCGAACUGCGAAACGAGCCGGACUCCUUCCAGGUGAUGCUUGACGUGAGCCACUUCUCGCCGGAGGAGAUCACGGUGAAGACGGUGGACCGGUGCAUCAGCGUGUCGGCGCGUCACGAGGAGCGCAUGGACGAGCACGGGUUCGUGUCUCGCGAGUUCACCCGGCGCUACGUGCUGCCCGAGGACACCCUGCCCGAGCAGGUGUCCUCCACGCUGUCGCCCGACGGCGUGCUCACCAUCACGGCGCCAAAGAAGCCGCCCGCCUCGGCGCCCAACGAGCGCAUCGUGCCCAUCGCCGUGCAGGGCGCCGCCGCGCUGCCCUUGCCCGUGCCCGUUCAGCACGAGCCCUGAUGGCGGCGCCCAAUAAAGGCCUCUGGCACCACGCACGCCUCGAAUGUAUCCACUUCAUUCAGGAGGCGAUUGCUUGUCGGCCUGAUUCAAGACUCAAGUCAGUGAGCUGGGGAGGAAGAGGAGGAUGACGAUAAAAAGUUUAUUGACAAAAAGAAAAUAACGCGAAGAUCCCUA